This is a messenger RNA of Zychaea mexicana, 664 nucleotides long. RefSeq lists its product as uncharacterized. The record is from RefSeq and is a predicted model, not a curated record. Lineage: Eukaryota; Fungi; Mucoromycota; Mucoromycetes; Mucorales; Lichtheimiaceae. The transcript has a single exon. The coding region runs from base 200 to 535 and encodes 111 amino acids.
UAUAAAUACCUAAAGCAAGGGGCACCACUGUUGUUUUUCCAAAGUCUUUUGCUGCUCACUAUCACUCAACAUUGCUUCAUCUUUCGACGUUCUUCAUCACCAUCUCCUCACGCUUGCUCAAUCUCGCUUUACCAAUAAGCAGUAGUGGCCUUGACAACCGCGGCUUUACUCCUUUUCGUUUAGCUCUUGUCAUAUUCUCAUGCUAUCUUUCCUUACUGCUUGUGCUGCGCCCUUUCUUUUCGUCUUCAUGCGUUACUCCACUCGACUAGUUCUUAUUUCUUCACUUCUUGUGCUAUGCUCGGUUCUUGCCCUUUUCGUUUUCAAGCGUCACUCCGCUUGUCAUUGCUCCCUUUUGGUUCACUGCUUGUCAUUUUCCCAACCAUUCCCUUUUCGUUACCACUGUUCCCUUUUCGUAACCGCGGUUUCCUUUUCGUCACUCAUCCAAAAAGGGUUUGUCACUGUCAUUUUGCUUCUUUCCCUGCUUAAUCGUGUCCGACAUAGGUUUAUUAGACAGAUACGUAGCAUAGGUACAUAGUUAUGAUCUAGCGGAGUAGCUACAUUGUGUGGUGUUUCUAUUUUCUUGGGUAUACCCUAAACGGAUUGCCUCUUCUUCAAAAAGUGCUAAGCGACGUUGUCGGAUAGUGUCAAGAUUCAAAGAGUUAUA